Molecule: messenger RNA, 1180 nt
Organism: Drosophila takahashii
Lineage: Eukaryota; Metazoa; Arthropoda; Insecta; Diptera; Drosophilidae
Source: RefSeq, a predicted model, not a curated record
UUGAUACGGAACAGAACAACAAUUGAAUGUCGAAAUGUCUAGGUUUUGCCCAAAUCAGGAGCGAACCUUCGGCUCCUGGGAAAAUAUGAAGGCCGAGCGGGACAUCGAAACGAUAAUAAUAGACGAUGAUGAUCUGGACAAAUCUCUUUGGCAUCGACGGUUGAAGUCCGAAUCCCCAUAUGAUAUGAAUGACAAUAAGGGAUGGUUAACGCCAAUUGACCAGGCUCAUUACACAGAUCAAAAACCAGCAAUCCAUCAGGCAGUCAAGCCGAAGACCAAGAAGGCAAGGAAGAAGGCAAGGAAGAAGGCACGUGUGGCUCGCUUUAAACUGGCUAAAAUUGCCAAGAAAGAGGCGAAGGGCCAGGAGGAGCUGGAUGAGUUCCAAAAGAACAAAAUGAGGAACCCGCUGGCCUUCCUGCCCAAACGAUCGGCCCAUGAGGUGACCAAGGACAACCUGGUGAUGGCUUUGGUGGACGAGCUGCACGAGGAUGGCCAGCUGCUCCAUCAAAAGUGGCAGGAGAUCGAGACCAGGCUGGCGAAUAUGGUGACCGACCGACUGAUGGCCGUUCCCGAGGGUCCCAUCCCGUCCUUCGACUCGUCCGAUGUGAUCCGUGGCCACCGGGUGAUAAGAUGCGACGACGGCUUCUCGAAGAUCUUCCUCGCCGAGUGCGUGGCCACGAUUGGCGACACCUGGGAUGGCUUACGGAUCAGGCUCGUCCACGUCAGCGAGAUUCCCUGGAGGCCAAGGGCCCGCAUCUGGUUGCCCAAGGGGCAAAAGGAUCACAGCCGGAUCUUAAGCUGCCUGAGAGCCCAGAAUCUCGACGUGGACAUGUCGGACUGGUCGAUUCUCAGGGCCGAGGAGGACAUGAGCGCCAGUCAGCCCUUCUUGUUGCUCAUCAACAGGCGCUGUCUUCCGCAACUGGAGGCCGCCGGUUACAAGGUUCGUUACGGCAUUCGAAUGGCCAAGCUCAAGGUCCUUUUCGUCGAGACAGAUGAGCUGGCAGUGGAGGACGAGGAUAUCAAGUACUGGAGACAAGAAGACGACAUCCCACACUCCAGCACAUAUCGCCGUUCUUACUGAGAGCAAAAUGAUAGAUUAGCGGUUAGAAAGCCUCAGGAUAAAACCCAAGUUCAAUAUUAUAACCGACAAUGAUAUAUAUAGCCUAAGAGCAGGAGUAAU